Molecule: messenger RNA, 1975 nt
Organism: Musca domestica (house fly)
Lineage: Eukaryota; Metazoa; Arthropoda; Insecta; Diptera; Muscidae
Gene: Adck5
Exons: 7
Coding region: 174-1832 (552 amino acids)
Source: RefSeq, a predicted model, not a curated record
GUUUAUUUCUUGUUUACUAUUUAUUUAUUUUCGUACCAGUUGUUCAGCAACAACAAAAAAUCUUCGUGACAGUCAGCUGUUUGACAUGUUUGACAUUGCGACCGCAGUCCAAACUACAAGGCCCAUUAAAACCUUACCUAGUAUUUACAUCAAAUGACGUUCAAACUGGCAAGAUGAUAAGAAAGACUUUAUUUGUAAAUCAUGUACGGAGUGUCCUCAGUACAUAUCGAUUGCCUCGUAGGCAAUUUCAUCCCUCAAGCAGACAAACGAAAGCCGUAAAGAAAGUACCAUUCAUAUCUAUUGGAAUUGGCUGCACUCUGGGAGGUGUCUUAUUAUACGAUGGAGUGGUAAAUGAAUUUACAUAUUUUGGAGCAGCAACAAGAUUUAUGCGUUCCCUCAAAACCGCCAGCCUGAUAUCGUAUGAUUAUUUUAUGUUGGAUGAAGAGGAUCCAGAAUAUGAGAAAAACCUUAAAGUGGUGCAUCAACGGAGUGCAGAUCGUCUAUUGGAAACGUGCUUAAAAAAUGGUGGCCUUUACAUUAAGGUGGGUCAGGGUUUUGCCGCAAUCAAUCACAUUUUGCCCAAGGAAUACACAAGUACAUUGGCAAAACUUCAAGACAAAUGUUUGCCCACAUCCAAGGAAGAUGUCCAGAAAGUGUUUCAAAAGGAUUUCGGCACCAAUCCGGAGAAUUUGUUUCAAGAAUUUGAUUAUACGCCGGUGGCUGCUGCCAGCAUAGCCCAGGUUUUCAAAGCCAAAUUGGAAACUGGACAACAAGUUGCUGUUAAGGUACAAUACAGUGAUUUGCAGAAACGUUUUGUCAGCGAUCUUGGAACCAUCAUUAUUUUGCAUGACAUAGUUGAGUUUUUCUUUAAAAGCUAUAAUUUUGGCUGGAUCCUAAGGGAUGUUAAGAAAAAUUUGGUCCAGGAAUUGAAUUUCAUUAAUGAAGGCAAGAAUGUGGAACGUUGUGCCAAAGAUUUGAAAAUUCUAAAAUUUGUACAUAUUCCCAAAGUAUAUUGGACACAUACGAAAACGAGGGUAUUAACAUUGGAAUGGAUAGAUGGCAUAAAAAUUAGUGAUAUUGAAAAGUUGGAAAGAACCAAACUAAAUCUAAAGGACAUCGACAGAAAACUGUUUCAAAUGUUUUCAGAACAAAUCUUCAAUACUGGAUUUGUGCAUGCUGAUCCACAUGCCAGCAACAUUUUUGUACGGAAAGCACCCAGCGGCAAGGCGGAGCUUGUUCUUCUCGAUCAUGGCCUCUAUGAAGAAUUACCUGGAAACAUUAGAAAUAACCUGUGUGAAUUUUGGGAAGCCACUGUGUUGCGAGAUGAAAAGAGCAUGCAAAAAGCUGCCAAUAAAUUGGGUAUCAAAGAUCAUAUGAAAUUCGCUGAAGUUCUUUUCCAGCAGCCAAUACGCAUACAUGGUGGCACAAUAAAAACCAAGCUGAAUAAAGAUGACAUAAACUAUAUGCAACAAAUUGCUCAAAAGAACUUCGAAAUGAUUAUGUCAACUUUAAAGGAAAUGCCCAGGAAUAUGUUGUUCGUUGUUAGAAAUUUAAAUACUGUUCGAGCUAUUGGACGUAUGCACGGUGACGUUGUAAAUAGACCCAAAGUCAUGGCACAAUAUGCACAAAAAUGUAUUUACAGAAAUUAUCAUUCUGUCAAGGGGUAUUUUAAAUGGUUAUAUCGUAGGUUGUAUUUUGAAUAUUCACUGUGGUCUUUUUCAUUUAGACGAUCCUGCCUAUCGCUGUAUUUUAAUGUAUUAUAUAAACUAGGUCGUGCUCCGGCCUCAGCCAAAACUAUCUUAAAAGAUAUGGAACAUCAACACAUAGAUUAAAUAAAUUCACACAAAUAGGAGAGGUCCAUGCUAGUCUAAUUCCAGUUUAACUUAUUCAAAAUAAGAAUAAAAGCUUUAGAGGGUAUAUCUGGUGUAAUAAAUUGCAAAUAAAUUUACUAACAAGUUUUGCUUGUACUACUACA